Messenger RNA from Talaromyces stipitatus ATCC 10500, 387 nucleotides. RefSeq lists its product as uncharacterized. The record is from RefSeq and is a predicted model, not a curated record. The transcript has 2 exons. The coding region runs from base 1 to 387 and encodes 128 amino acids. Lineage: Eukaryota; Fungi; Ascomycota; Eurotiomycetes; Eurotiales; Trichocomaceae.
AUGAAGAGUCAGUUUGAGGUCGAGAUUUCGGGAACUUCGGGGAACUUCGGGGGCCUUCAGGACAGGAUCAUGAACAGAUCUGAAAUAGAGGAAAAGAGGAAGAGUCAGUUGCUCGCGAGAGAUUCCUGGGUAGCUGAGUUGAAGACGAAGAGUGCCGGAGGCGGGAUGGAGGAAGAUCUGGCCGUAACGACGCGUGUAGGACGCGUCGUAGUGCCGUCAACUAGAGCUCGAGAAGCUCUGGAAGACGCUGACAGCACUGACGCUACUACUGCGACUAGGAAGACGACAUCAAAAGCAAAGCCAACUGCAUACUUGGAGGGCAUCUAUCGGGAGGCCAAAAGUUUAAAAGAAACACUCAGUAAACAAGAGAAAAUCAUCCAGGAAUAA